Messenger RNA from Annulohypoxylon truncatum, 2263 nucleotides. RefSeq lists its product as uncharacterized. The record is from RefSeq and is a predicted model, not a curated record. NCBI's taxonomy places the organism in Eukaryota, Fungi, Ascomycota, Sordariomycetes, Xylariales, Hypoxylaceae. The transcript is spliced from 2 exons. The coding region runs from base 572 to 1738 and encodes 388 amino acids.
CUCUAUAUCUACAGUAACGGAAUGUUUUACGCAUGCGGGAACUGGCAGGAACGUCCACGGGUCUCCCACGGCAAGGUGCAUUGCAUUCAGUGUAAUGUAGCUCUUGCCUUAAUUUUUUAUUUGAAUUUGAUGCAUUUGGGCAGGUGCCGGGUUACGGUAUGGGAGUCCCUGCUAACUUUCUAGGGUUAGUAAAUAUUAUGUGGUUUUAUUACUGGAUCAGGCCUGAAUAUCGAACUUUUCGUUAGAUUAGAAUGUUCUAAAGUUCUAACCAUUCUGGUCCGUAACGUACCUAAUCCGCAUUCCGCAUUCUGCAUCAUCAGCAGCCCGAUAUCAAACUUUCUAAAUCACAACGAAACCUCCAAAAAUCCGCCUUCGGCCGAGUCCUGCGACCACGAAUACCAACGUCCAUUUUCUUGCUCCGUUAAAUCUUUUUAUAAACCUCCUACCGAACGUUUUAGUGGGAUGCUACGCUGUCCCACAUCCAUGGUUUAAUUCGACGCACAGUCGAGCUUUCACUUUCCUACAAUCCAAGAUUCUCUAUCCAGUUCAACACACCAGUCAACCCACAACCAUGGACCGGUUGCCAUCGCCCGCGAGGCCUUCGAGUCGCUCCUCCAGUAUCGAAGUGUCUUUCCAUACUUACAGCCCCCCAUCACCCAGAAGCCGACGACAGUCCAAGUCAUCUUUUCAAGAUCCCCUGACGCCCUUACGCAAUAGUAUGAACGAAUCCGAGCUUAAUGACCUUAGCGGCGGUGGUAUGGGACAGGACAAUGGGCUGGGGAAUCUAGCGGAUGAAUUGGCAGACGCUUUGUCUGGCUCUGGUGAUGACGAGGAAUAUUACGAAGACGAAGAAGGGUCAUCACGCCUUGGUUUCGACCAGAAGAGAGACGAUGGUCGGGAUUCAGCAGAUGGGAUCAGAGAUAGCGGAGUUGACGUGGCAAGUCAGUCAGGCCAGCAUGGAAGAACUAAAAGCACGAGCUUGGGUAUACCUUCGCCCCCCGGGCGUGGACACCGGCGGACAGCAAGUGCCUACGAUGGGAGUGAAUAUGGUUCCGAAUCGGAUCUAGACUCGCCCGGCAUGCCACCAAGCCUAGUUGCCAAGAUCGAUGCUGUCGAAUCCUUGGCCCGAAGAGGCACUGAAAGCAACGGUGGACCUACUGAUGGCGUCUUCCAACGGUUAACAGACGGGCUCAAGGAUCUUGGGUCACAGUCUAGCGUAGAGGGAAGCACCACGAGAUUGAUUACCGCUCAUUCGGCCUUGGCAACACAUUUGGCACAUCAGACACGUCAAAUCCACAAUCUCACAUUCUCCUUACUAUCGCCACUAGUUACGCCUCCGGACCCUGAGACGAUCGACUCACUUUUACCACUGCUCACUUCCGUCUCGGACGAAAUGCCGCGACCUGCGACUUCGGCAUAUAACUCCUUAACUGCCUUGCAUUCUGUGACAUCCGACCUGGUACAAACCCUUAAUUAUCUCUCAGACACAUUGCACAUGUCACGGCAAACUACUACGACUGCUACGCGACGUCUAAGGACAGCUAAGGAGAUGGUGGCGGAGAUGAAACGAGAAGAAGAACUUAAAGAGGAAGGGGAGAGAUGGUUAACGAGAGGUAACUGGGGCGAGAGGUUGCAAAAGCGCGAAUGUGCUGGUGUAUGCAGAGAAGUUGUUGGAGGCUUUGAGGAAGUAUGUAACGGUUGGAGAGCACGUCUAUUAGCUCAGGCAGAGUCGGCAUAAGUGCUAGAGGGCGCGUCACACUACGAAGCAAGGAUCAUUAUUGUCUUCGAGAGGAGAGCCGGGUCUGACGUUGUAAUAUGUGGCUGGCGUGGCCUUACUAGAUCGGAUUUUCUUUUGUCAUUUCAGCAUUGCGGCGGAUACGUAUUGGUUGCGCUCAGAACCUGCACUUGGCGUUGAUAUUGGGUUCUUAACGGCUCUUAUAUCCACAGGGAUAGACGUAAAGACUUGCAAAGAAUUGCGGUGCUGGAUGAUGGUUUCGCCUCAGGAAUAUACAUGAUGGAUAAGUUCAUGUAUCCUCGAAUACGUGAUUUUCCAAAAACCCCUUUUUUCGCAGGAUCUAGCGGCUCUCCAAUCAUCUAGCUUCCCCGGAGCUUAUUCUCUUAGCAAGUUCGCCUAACAUACAAACCAUGGCAUUCACAUGAAGUUUAAGGGAAAUAAUAUCAGCUUUUGCUAUUGUCCAAGUCGAUAACACUUGGUGGCGGUAAAGUUGAAAAGAUAGGCGUCAAAUCAAAAGAAAUGAAUAUA